This is a messenger RNA of Candida dubliniensis CD36, 3594 nucleotides long. RefSeq names its product Crp1p (gene CRP1). NCBI's taxonomy places the organism in Eukaryota, Fungi, Ascomycota, Pichiomycetes, Serinales, Debaryomycetaceae. The coding region runs from base 1 to 3594 and encodes 1197 amino acids. The record is from RefSeq and is a predicted model, not a curated record. The transcript has a single exon. Gene Ontology annotation, biological process: monoatomic cation transport; copper ion homeostasis. Gene Ontology annotation, cellular component: membrane. Gene Ontology annotation, molecular function: ATP binding; copper ion binding; P-type divalent copper transporter activity.
AUGCAGAAGAUUAUUAUUAAUUUUGCAAAUAUACAUUGCGAUAAAUGUGAAGGAAUCAUAAGAAAAGUUUUAAGUCGUUAUUAUAAAAUCAGAGAAGAGACUAAUUUGAAUGCAAACUUAAAGGCAUCUGAGGUUAUAUUCAAACUUGAAAAUAAUGAAGUUACGUUAUAUGGCAAUGAUUUGAUUGAUUUCCAGGGUGAUAUGAAGCGACUUAUCAAAAGUUUAGGGAAAGCUGGGUUUGAUAUUUUGUCUUGGGAUUUAUACAAUGGCGACGAAACUGUGAGUUCAUCCCAAAUGGUCAAUACUAAUAUUCAAGGAGCUGACGAACCAGAUGGUUUCAUAGAUAUUGUUGGAAUGUACCACAAAUUUAUUAACUCAAGAAACAAAAAGAAGCAUUUGAAUUAUUGUAAAGUGUGUCAAGAAUCGCAACAACACAAGAAGAAAUCGAUGGAUUCUGAUUAUGCUUCAAGCAGCGAAGCCACUGUUGUUGAAAUUCCACACCAAGAGUUCCGAGCAUCGUUUUUGGUUACUGGAAUGACAUGUGCAUCAUGUGCACAGUCCAUCACUGACAAUUUGCGAUCAAUCUUAGGUGAAUCAAAGAAUGAAGAUGAACCCAAUUUUUCUGUCAACGUAAUUCAGCAAUCAGUGGUUGUAAUUAUCCCUAACAAACAGAUUAUUAAUAAAAUUGUUGAUGCGAUCAAUGACAUGGGGUUUGAUUGUAAAUUAAUCGAAGUUUUGCCAGUGCAAAGGUCAGUCAAUACUAAAGUAACAGCAUUGAUUGGAGGAAUGACAUGUGCUGCUUGUGCUAAUUCAAUUGACAGUGCAGUUAAAGAAUUGCCAUUUAUCUUAGAAAGUGGGAUUAAUGUAGUGACUAAAGCUGCCCAAUUUGUUUUGGAGGAUGAUGGAGGUCUGAAUAUCGCCAAAUUGAAGGAAACAAUUGAAGAUUGUGGAUUUGAUUUUGAAUUGUUAAGUACUGAAAAAGUCAACUAUACAUCAGGGAAACAAAAGCCAAGAUCGAUUAACUUAAAAGUGAACGGAAUGUUUUGUAACCAUUGCCCAGAUAUUAUAACUCAAUAUUUAACUAAUUACGGUGACGCAGUUGUCAUUAAUGAUCCAAUAUCUCUUGAUCACCCAGUGAUCAAGUUUACGUAUGUUCCACUGCAAACCCUAAAGACAAGAAAAAUUUUGUUUGAUUUGAACCAUCUCAAAGAUGAUGGUAAUGGUGGGUAUAUAAUAACUCCUGAUGAAAAGGGUGCUUUUGAGUGUGAAAUCAUCAAGCCGGUGACAGUAGACGAGCAUGUCAGAAAAUUAGCUCACAGAGAAGUUGUAGGGUUAGCAAUAAGAUUAACCAUAGCCACUUUGUUUGCAAUUCCAACAUUUAUAUUUGGAAUUGUUGCCAUGUCAUUGUUGCCUAAACAUCAUUCUUUCCGAGUUUGGGUGGAAGAUCCAAUUUGGGUUGGUAAUGUUUCCCGGAACUCUUGGAUAUUGUUUAUCUUAGCAACACCUGUUUAUUUUUUUGCAGCUGAUACUUUCCAUCGUAAAGCAAUUAAAGAGAUAAAGUCUUUAUGGUUCCAUAAGAAUUCGUUUAAAUCCCGAUUACUCAAGUUUGGGUCCAUGAAUUUAUUGAUGAGUUUGGGAACAACUGUUGCUUAUUUUGCUAGUAUUGUUUUAAUUGGGUUAAGUGCAUCACAGAAACCCAAGACCCACCAUGGAUUACACACAACGUACUUUGAUUCCGUCGUAUUUUUGUCAUUCUUUUUAUUGAUUGGUAAACUAUUACAAAGUUAUUCCAAAAGUAAAACUGCAGACGCUAUUUCUGAGUUGUCUAAAUUGAAACAAACGGAAGCCACAUUAAUUGAGGAUGACAAAGACACACGAGUUGAUAUUCAGUUGCUAGAAAUUGGUGAUCAAAUAAGAAUCGGAACAGGUGAGUCCCCACCAGUUGAUUGUGUUUUAGUAGAAGGAAGUACUGAGUUUGAUGAAAGUGCAUUGACUGGUGAAUCAACUCCAGUCAAACACCAAGAGGGCCACCAGAUUUUCUCCGGUACUGUUAAUAUUGGUAACAGUUCAGUUGUUGGAAAGGUUACUAGUCUCGAAGGAGAUUCGUUGUUAAACCAAAUUGUUAAUACGGUGAGAGAUGGUCAAAUGCGCAAAGCACCCAUGGAACGUACAGCUGAUUUGAUUACUGGUUAUUUUGUUCCAUUAAUCAUUUCCUGUGCUGUUAUUACAUGGGUUAUAUGGUUGGCUUUGGGUUACUCGGGAGCUUUACCUCAAAGUUAUUUGGACAUUGAUGUUGGUGGAUGGACUGUGUGGUCGCUUGAGUUUGCGAUUGCGGUGUUUGUUGUUGCAUGUCCUUGUGGGAUUGGACUUGCUGCCCCAACAGCUCUCUUUGUUGGGUCCGGGCUAGCAGCAAAAAAUGGUAUAUUAGCUAAAGGUGGUGGGGUUGCAUUCCAGGAUGGAGCCAAUGUCAAUAUUGUGUGUUUUGAUAAAACUGGAACCUUGACCAAAGGAGAAUUAACAAUCACUGAUUUCCACUUUCCUGAUAAAAAUAUUGUUGCUAGAACGUUCGCCUUGCAAGCAGCUCGAGACUUAGAGGUCCCGUCACAUCAUCCAUUGGGAAAAGCAGUGAAGUCGUUUAUUGCUGGGUAUGAUAGAAACUCAUUGACGGCCAAUAAGAUUCCUCAAGUUGAGACUGUUCCAGGGAAAGGGUUGAAAGGACAAAUAAUUUAUGAUGAAGGUGAUGAUAUAUGGAACGAAUACAAACCAACGCAAGCAAUUCUUGGUAAUGAAAAAUUAAUGGAAGAAAAUAAUAUUGAAUUCACUGAAAAAGAAAGACAAUGGUUGGACAAAUGGAAAGGAGAAUGCAAAUCAGUGAUUUUGGUCGGUUUACAAUGUGAAUCAUAUUUUAAAGACUCCAAAUUCCAUUUGGUUUUUAUAAUGGCUGCGAGAGAUCAGCUUAGACCAGAAACAAAAAAGGUUAUUGAGUUUUUGAAACAUAAAGACAUCGAAUGUUGGAUGAUUACUGGUGAUAACAAGCUUACAGCUGAUGCCAUUGCUAAAGAGAUUGGAAUUGAGAAUGUUGUGAGUGAGGUGUUACCAGACGAAAAAGAAGCACAAAUUAAAAAGAUUCGACAAUUGAAACUGAGUGGUAAGAAAGAACCAGUAAUUGCCAUGAUUGGUGAUGGAAUAAAUGAUGCUCCUGCUUUAGCUUCAGCUGAUGUUGGAAUUGCUUUAUCUUCAGGUGCAGAUUUGGCUGUUACUUCCAGUGAUUUUAUUUUGCUUAAUAAGAUACAUCCUUUGGUCAGCCUUGCAACACUUUUAGAUAUUUGUUCCAAAGUUUUCCAGAGAGUGAAGUUGAAUUUUGGAUGGAGUUUAGUUUACAAUUUGAUAGCUCUUCCUAUUGCUGCUGGGGUGAUUUAUCCUUAUAAGAAUUCCCGAUUGGAUCCUGUGUGGGCCAGUGCUGCCAUGGCCUUGUCUUCUGUAAGUGUGGUCUUAAGUAGCUUGGCUUUAAAAUUGUAUAAACCACUGCUCAAAGCUGAAGAUUUUGGUAUUGGUAAUAACACCGAGAGUGAGCUUUCACCAAACGAAGUAUAG